AUGCUGUCCCGCUCCGUCCUCAGAUCCUCCCGGGCUGUGACCUCCAGGCUAUCGGCGCAGGUCGCCUCUGCCUCUCUGCGCGCCCAGUCCCCGCUGCUCCGCGCCUCGGUAGCUCCCGCCGCUGCCGUCUCUCCCCUCAGGGUCGCGUCGAGAUGGUAUUCCGAGUCGACUGAGGCCAAGAAAGAUGAGAAGAAGGAGGGCGAGGAACAGAAGCAGGAGCUGUCCGAGGCCGACAAGCUGAAGGAGCAGGUUGAGGCUAAGAGCAAGGAAGUCGUCGAGAUGAAGGACAAGUACCUCCGCUCCGUCGCCGACUUCCGCAACCUGCAAGAACGCACCAAGCGCGAGGUCCAGGCCGCCAAGGACUUUGCCAUCCAGCGCUUCGCCCGCGAUCUUGUCGAGUCUGUCGACAACCUUGACCGCGCCCUCUCCACCGUGCCCAAGGACAAGCUGAAUGAGGAGAACAAGGACCUCGUCACUCUGUAUGACGGCCUGAACAUGACCAACACCGUUAUGAUCAACACCCUCAAGAGGCACGGUCUCGAGCGUUUUGACCCCAGCGCCGAGAGCGAGAAGUUCGACCCCAACCUCCACGAAGCUGUCUUCCAGACUCCCAUGCCCGACAAGGAAGAUGGCACCUGCUUCUUCACCCAGCGGACGGGCUUCAUCUUGAACGGCAGAGUUCUCAGGCCCGCUCAGGUUGGCGUUGUCAAGAACGCUUAG
Messenger RNA from Diplodia corticola, 720 nucleotides. Its product is annotated as molecular chaperone. Gene Ontology annotation, biological process: protein folding; protein import into mitochondrial matrix. The transcript has 3 exons. Bases 1 to 720 code for a protein of 239 amino acids. Gene Ontology annotation, molecular function: protein-folding chaperone binding; adenyl-nucleotide exchange factor activity; protein homodimerization activity. Lineage: Eukaryota; Fungi; Ascomycota; Dothideomycetes; Botryosphaeriales; Botryosphaeriaceae. The record is from RefSeq and is a predicted model, not a curated record. Gene Ontology annotation, cellular component: PAM complex, Tim23 associated import motor.